This is a messenger RNA of Paramecium octaurelia, 201 nucleotides long. The record is from the annotation of a GenBank genome assembly. Lineage: Eukaryota; Ciliophora; Oligohymenophorea; Peniculida; Parameciidae.
AUGCGGUUCCAGAAAUUAACCCAUAAGGAAAAAUUUGGAAUUAAACUUUUACUUUAAUUCUAUAAAGCUAAAUUUAGAUUUACUCAGUAAUUAUAUGAAUAAAUCAAGAUUGGCUUGAUAUUGUAUUAGAUUGUAUGCAAGAAAUUACCUUCUGUUAUUGAAAUUAUGAAAUUUUUGCAUCAAAUAAGAUAAAGAACGUGA